CCUGCCUCCAGAGUGGUUUGCAUUUUUUUGUAGGUGCCUUAUACAGUAGUAGGCUAUAUCCUGUGCAGAAUAACUGGCGCUUGUGCAGAUCAGGGAGUGCGUGCGCGUCCCACAACUUUAUUUGAACUUGGUGUUUGCUGCCCUGCUGUUGAUGUUGCCAUGGCGGACAGUAUGAACUGCAAAUACUGCCGGGAGGACCUGAGUGGGAAGAAGUACGUUCAACAGGAGGAGAAGCCUGUCUGUGUCCGAUGCCAUGACAAGUUCUGUGCCAACAACUGCACUGAGUGCCGCCGUCCUAUUGGCAUCGACUCCAAGGAGUUGCAACAUAAAGGCCGUUAUUGGCACGCAGACUGCUUUCGCUGCUACAAGUGCUACAAGCCAUUAGCCAAGGAGUCCUUCAGUGCUAAGGAUGACCGCAUCAUGUGUGGGAAGUGCAGCUCCCGGGAGGAUGCCCCUCGUUGUCACGCCUGCUACAAAGCCAUUCUAGCCGGCUCUGAGAAUGUGGAGUAUAAAGGCAAUGUGUGGCAUGAGGACUGCUUCACCUGUUACCAGUGUAAAAAACCCAUCCGCUCCCAAAGCUUCCUGACCAAAGGCACUGACAUCUACUGUGGCCCUUGCCAUGAGAAGAAGUUUGCUAAGACCUGUGUCAGCUGUAAGCAGACCAUCACCUCCGGAGGAGUGAACUACCAGGAGAAGCCAUGGCACUCAGAAUGUUUUGUCUGCAGCUCCUGCCGAAAGCCUCUGUCUGGGACCCGCUUCACCUCCCACGAGGAGAAGGCUUUCUGUGUGGACUGCUACAAGACUACUGUAGCCAAGAAAUGCAGCGGCUGCCAGAACCCCAUAACAGGUUUCGGCAAAGCCACCAAUGUGGUGAACUACGAGGGCAGCUCGUGGCAUGAGUACUGCUUCAACUGCAAGAAGUGUUCCCUGAGCCUGGCUAACAAGCGCUUCGUGGCCAACGGAGGGAACAUCUUCUGCUCCGACUGUGCCAAGGACUGAGGUGAACUUGGAACAGAAACAGUGGGUCUGCUAUGCCAGCUUUUCAGGGAUGUGAAGCUGAAAGCAAUUGUUUUACUUUUCAUUUUACAGCGAUAGCGAGGGAUAGAAAUAUUUGGAUGAAAUCUGUGGAUUCGGUGGGGUAAUCGAGUAUCUUCCUAAAGAUUGGGGUCAUGUUCUACGGGAGACAUUUCAACCCUGGGGAACUUCAAAACCGUAGCUGUUAAUUCAAAGGUCUUAAAGGGAAAAACAGUGUCCCAGAGAGAUUGCUUAGCUAAUAGUUAUUGUGAUGGGUAAUUAUAAGCACUUUAAAUUAGUCACUUACCGUGCACAAAACCAAUGAAAAUAUCUGAAAAUCCAAUAUAAUGAACUGCAUGUCUGGUGUCUUGCAUAUGUGGGUCUGUAAUCAGCAAUAAACAAAUAUAUUUCCACAAA
Oncorhynchus gorbuscha (pink salmon) is the source of this 1431-nucleotide messenger RNA. Its product is annotated as four and a half LIM domains protein 1-like. Gene Ontology annotation, biological process: muscle organ development. Gene Ontology annotation, molecular function: transmembrane transporter binding. The coding region runs from base 160 to 999 and encodes 279 amino acids. The transcript is spliced from 6 exons. The record is from RefSeq and is a predicted model, not a curated record. NCBI's taxonomy places the organism in Eukaryota, Metazoa, Chordata, Actinopteri, Salmoniformes, Salmonidae.